AUGGCCCCUGGCAUCUUGAGUUACCUGGAGCAAGCGGCGGAGACGUCGCCCUCCAAGGGUUUUGUUUUCUAUAGUGUAGGCAGUCACAAGUCGGAGACGAUCUUAUACCCGGAGUUCUACAACAUUGUUAAGAAAAUCGCCGAGCCCGAGCGCAUUCUCCUGGUUCACUUCGACACCCACAAGGAGAAUAUCAUCUGGUUCUGGUCGGUCAUUGCCGCGGGCUCCAUUCCCGCCGUGUCGACCCCCCUGGCUGUAGACCCCGUGGCCAGGGAGCGCCAUCUAAGCCAUCUCCAGAAGCUGCUGGAGCGGCCGAACGUCCUGACUGGCUACAAGCAUGCCGGGGACUUGAUGCUCCUCGACGACUCUCAGAAGUUCUACGUCGAAGAUUUCGAGAACGAGAGGGAAUACUCCGAGGCUGAGUACCAGGAGCCGUCGCAUCUGAAUGACAUCGCUCUGCUGCUGCUGACCUCCGGGAGCACGGGCAAUGCGAAGGCCGUCAUGCUGCACCACGAGCAGAUCCUUGCCUCCGUUGAGGCCAAGUGGAAGGCUCUGUCGAGCAGCCCGGACAACAUCUUCCUCAACUGGAUUGGCUUCGACCACGUCGCCUGUCUGAUGGAGAUGCACAUGCACGCGCUCUCUCGCGGCGCCCAGCAGAUCCAUCUCCCGGCCGUGACGGUCCUGGAGAACCCUAUCAUGUACCUGGAGAAGAUGGCCGAGUACGCCGUCACCAACGCGUUUGCGCCCAACUUCCUCGUGGCUCUGGUCGGCAAGGCUAUCGAGGCGCGCCAGGAGCAGGAAGGUCGUCCUCUCGACAUCGACCUGAGCCACCUGCACGUGGUGCUCUCCGGUGGCGAGGCCAACCUCGCGUCGACCAGCAUCCUGUUCAACCGCAAGCUGGUUGAGAUGGGCGCGGCCAAGAACGUGCUGCACCCAUCGUUCGGCAUGACCGAGACCUGCGCGGGCAUCCACUACCACUACAGCUUCCCCGAGCUGGAGCAGAAGGCCAAGAUGCAGUUCUGCUCGGUGGGCCAGACCACGCCGACCCUGCAGAUGCGCAUAUCCAACGACCAAAACGAGAUCCUGCGCAGCGGCGAGACCGGAAACCUGGAGCUGUACGGCCCCAUGGUCUUCAAGGGCUACUACAACGACGACCGCAACACCAAAGCCUCCUUCACCGAGGACGGCUGGUUCCGCACCGGCGACACCGGAUACAUCGACCAGAGCGACAACCUGGUGCUGUCCGGCCGGUCCAAGGACAGCAUCAUCAUCAACGGCAUCAACUUCUACUCGCACGAGCUGGAGAACGCCAUCGAUGCCUCGGGCCUGGACGGCCUCGUCCCCUCGUACACCGUGGUGGUAUCCUCGUGGCUCGAGAACGCCGACAGCGAAGACGUGAUCGUGCUCUACCUCCCCAGCCAGAAGGGCGUCGAAGACGACCGCACCUUCGUCGAAACCCUCAGCUCCAUCUCCCGCAUCACCGCCCUCUACUGCUCCAAGCAGCCCGUCGACAUCAUCCCCCUCCCCGUCGAGCUCCUCCCCAAGAACUCCCUCGGCAAGCUCCCGCGCACCAAGCUCAAGCAGCAAUACGAGGAGGGCCGCUUCACAUCCCACCGCGACGACGCCGUCUCCCGCGCCGCCUCCUACCGCGCGCGCUCCAAGCGUCCCCCCCAGAACGACCUGCAGGUCACCCUGGCCGAGAUCUUCGCCGACGAAUUCGGUCUCGACCUGGCCGAGGUCGGCGUCGACGACAGCCUCUACGACAUGGGCGUCAACAGCGUGCGUCUGAUCCGCUACAAGCGCAUCGUCGAGUCCCGGCUCGGCCUGUCCGAGGAAAUCCCCAUGAUCACCAUCCUGCAGAACCCCACCAUCGAGGCCCUCUCCGUCAUGCUCGAGGAUCUGCAGCAGAACCAGGGCCCCAAGCCCUACAACCCCAUCGUCGAGCUCCAGAAUGGCCCCUCCAAGGCGCCCCCCAUCUUCUUCUUCCAUCCCGGGAUGGGUGAGGUCCUGGUCUUCCUGAACUUCAGUAAAUAUUUCGCCGAUCGCAAGGUAUAUGCCCUGCGCUCGCCGGGGUUCAAUCCCGGGGAGAAGAUGUUUACUUCCGUUGAUGAGAUGACUGACACAUACCUCAAACACAUCCGUGCCCUGCAGCCCGAGGGGCCCUACAUCUUCAUCGGCUACUCGUACGGCGCCAUGAUCGCCUUCGAAACCGCCAAGAAGGUCGAGGCGUCUGGGGACCGCGUCGGCUUCCUCGGCAGUCUCAACCUGCCCCCCCACAUCAAGAAACACAUCCGCGAGAUGGACUACGUCGAGUCUCUCCUGCAUCUGGUCUACUUCCUCGGCUUUAUUACCGAGGAAGAUGCCCAUCUUAUGUCGCCGGAUAUGCAUAAGCUCCCCCAAAGCGAAGUCCUCCCCUCCAUCAUGAAAGUCUCCGACCAAGCCCGCGUCGCCGAACUCGGCAUGAGCGAGGCCAAGAUCCGCGACUGGGCCAUGCUCUCGUCCAAACUGCAGGAGCUCGCCCACACAUACGACCCCUCCGGCACGGUGGCACACAUGGACGUCUUCUACGCUAUCCCGCUCGUCUCGGUCGGCCGCGACAAGGACGUCUGGCUGAAACAGCACCUGAUGCGCUGGAACGAGCAUAGCGACAGCGUUCGCUAUCAUGAUGUUCCCGGUAGUCAUCAUACCAUGAUGGCGGAGGAGAAUGUGUUUGCCCUGCAUAAGACGCUGAGGGGAGCGUUGAGUGAGAGGGGGAUGUUGUAGAUUAUCGGUUGGGUUGGGUUGAAGAUUUAAAGAUCAAAGGAAG
This is a messenger RNA of Aspergillus heteromorphus CBS 117.55, 2803 nucleotides long. RefSeq names its product non-ribosomal peptide synthetase. The record is from RefSeq and is a predicted model, not a curated record. Lineage: Eukaryota; Fungi; Ascomycota; Eurotiomycetes; Eurotiales; Aspergillaceae. Gene Ontology annotation, molecular function: CoA-ligase activity. Gene Ontology annotation, biological process: biosynthetic process; secondary metabolic process. The transcript is spliced from 6 exons. The coding region runs from base 1 to 2760 and encodes 919 amino acids.